Messenger RNA from Xiphias gladius (swordfish), 1981 nucleotides. RefSeq lists its product as uncharacterized. The coding region runs from base 224 to 1816 and encodes 530 amino acids. The record is from RefSeq and is a predicted model, not a curated record. The transcript has 10 exons. NCBI's taxonomy places the organism in Eukaryota, Metazoa, Chordata, Actinopteri, Istiophoriformes, Xiphiidae.
CCACUGGAAGUUCAGUCGGUGUGACUUCCGUUAACUUGACGCCGGUCUGAUGCGAUAACGGGAACCGAUUCCUCUGGAAAUACCGGCCAGAUUUGGCCUUUUCCUACCGGUACACCAGCUAAAAUGAGAGAUAAGAGGAUUUAACGGACAUUAACGGACCCACUGGGCUUGAAAAAGUGUGGAACCCAGAAAUUCUCUCUCUCUCUCCCUGCCAGUCUCCGCCAUGCUCUCUCGACCGCUAACACUGAAUGAGCGUGACGACGGGGGGCAGGGCCUGGGAGCUAUAACUCCUCCUCCUGCUCUCCCAUUGGUCGAUGAGGGUGACGAUGACGACGAGACACAAACAGCUUUGGCUGCUGUCAUCUCCUCCUCCGCCUCCUCCUGUAGCCCUGCUCCCAUCCCCCCUGUUGCCUCCUCCUCUUCUAGAUCUUCAUCAUUAGCAUCAUCAGACGGCGAAGACUCAUCCACACCUCCUCCUCCCUCCUGUUUCAGCCAAUCAGAUCAGGGGAGGGAGGGGGUGAGGGCUGAUGACAAGAAAGAGGAGGUGAGGGGGAGGAAGAGGAGGAGGAAGAACAGGGGAGAAGAGCUUCUUAUUUUUCCAGAAAACAGAGAAGAAGAUGAUGAAGAAGAAGAGGAUCCUGGGAGGUUUGUCGGGCAGAUGUCUGUCUCCUUCGGAGGAGGAGGAGGAGCACCAGAGAGGGAGGAACCGCUUAUUCUGUACAAAUUCAACCAGAGGAAACACCGAAGGAGAGAGGAGGGAGGAACCGGCCAAUCAGAGAAGGCCGUCAGUGUCGUUGUCAAGCAAAACGGUUACAGAGGUCCCCUGCUGCUACACAGCACCUCCAGCUCCUUUUCCCAGGAUGCCUUGCACCUCCUCCCGUCGGCUCAGAGUGUGCCGACCUGCAGCCAAAUGGAAGCCCUUGGUGCCUCCUCCGGCCACUGGCGUUUCUCUGACUUCACCGCUCCCUUCUCCCUCUCCUCCAGUCACGGUACUUUCCGCCUGUGGCUCCGUUCCUCCUCCUCUUCAUUUAGCCCCGCCCCCAUGCUGCGGCUUUCGACGGUUGCUGUGGAGACGGUGUUGGAGUCAGUGAGGGGCUGGGCAUGCGGGAGUCCGCUGCGGCCCCUGAGAGACUGGACGGCGCCCCCCAGUCUGAGCAUCGACCACUGUUAUGUGCGAACACCUACACCAAGCCCGACUCUUUCCACACGGCGACAACAGAAGCAGCGGGCCAAUCACUGCACUCGGAGCCUCCACCUACCCCUGCCCCUCACCCAGUGCUCAGCCAAUGGACUCUCUGCUCCAUUCCCUGCCAGCCAAUCAGCAGCCAGCUCUGACUUUCUCUGCACAAAUGGAGAGGUGCGCGGCAAACGAGUCUCACAGAUUCGAAUCCGCCGGGCGUCGCCUCGGGAAACACCCCUCACACCGAUGGGACUGCCAAAGGUCAAAAGGUUAAAGAAGAAAGAGUUCAGUCUGGAGGAGAUUUACACCAACAAGAACUACAAAUCCCCCACCACCAACAGGAGUCUGGAGACGAUCUUUGAGGAGCCACGAGAGAAGGACGGAGCGCUGCUCCUGAUUGGCCAGCAGAGGAGGCGCAGGCUCCUUCUCUUCCCAGAUUUCACUCAGCCCAGGAAGAGGAAGAGGCCGCAAGGGGUGGGGUUUACUGUUGCCAUGGUGCCAAGGAAGCGGGCAGUGGCCCGGCGACAUUGCCACAGUGACGGCUCCGGUGAUGACGACGCAGACCUGGAUGUGAUGCUGGUGGAGCGACUGAGCGCGCUCGAAGAUUUCCUGACACGGCAGGGCCUGGACGUGUGAGCAGUGACAUCACUUCCUGUCCGCUGACUAAAGGCCAAAUAAACAUGAGCUGCUAGCACGCAUCACUAAGGCGGUCAAAUGGGGGAGGGGGGAUGUGUUUGUGUGUGUAUACUUGGUGUUUUGUUUUGUUUUUUUAUUUUUAGUUUAGUUUUGUUUGUUUUUUUU